Molecule: messenger RNA, 4839 nt
Organism: Porites evermanni
Lineage: Eukaryota; Metazoa; Cnidaria; Anthozoa; Scleractinia; Poritidae
Source: the annotation of a GenBank genome assembly
UUGUUCAUACUUGUUAUUGUAUUUUUUUCAGAAAAUCAAGGCAUAAAUGAUCCUAAACUUUUUGAGGGAGACAUGAUUCUUACACCAGAACAGCGUUACAGAGCAGAGCAUGGGAAGCCUGUGUUUGGCUCAAACCGGCGCAAAAGAGGUGCAAGCACUUUCGCCCUGUGGCCACUUGGGGUACUUGUCUAUGAAAUCGAUCAAACUCUUGGUGAGUUCUCGGUGAAGCUAAGUCAAACCUUAGCUAUUAUUUUAAGAUGAAGUUUAAUCAAUCUUGGCCUUUGCACUACUGCAUAUAAGUCAUUGCACUAAGUCACUUUAAAAGUUUCCGUUAUACAGUAACAAACCCACCACGUUAUUACAGCCAACCGGCCCGUUAUGACAAACUUUUUUUUUCUGCACGAACAUAAUUACAGCCAUUUUCUUACAACUGAAAUAAUUUUUUAGACCUCCUCAAAGUGACCAGUCAGAUUACUUAAAUCGUGAGACCGGUUUGCAAGUAAGCGAAGCAAUCAAUCUGAUAAACAGUUCGUUAUCGAAAAACGCUAAAGUUGCUAAAUGAGCGUUCAAAAUGAAUGAUCGAUAUCGUUAACCGUAAGAUUGACUGUCAGAAAUAGAUUAUGCAGCAUUUCACCAGUUAGAGCCUGUUGAAAUAAUCUCGAUAAAAUUAACGUUUCGAUGCUUUCGCUUUCGCGGUUGCUUGGACUCCCUGGAAUUCCCUAGCCCAGGGGGGUUAGUCUAUGGAGGCUCUGGGUGGGCCUAACUGACAACUGAUCCAGUAUUCAACCACUGAACUGAUUUUCAGCUGGAAAUUCCACUGCAAUGGACGCUAUAAACGCAGGAAUGGAUGAAUGGACCUCAAAAACUUGCAUACGCUUUAAAAAGAGGACGCACGAGUCAUCCUACGUCCUAUUCCAGGAUAGUAGCGGGUAAGAACUCUUGAAAAUGAUCACUUGCAUUCGAAAAACAUUUGAUUUAGUAGCAGAUCCAGGGGAGGGACCCGGGGGCCCCGCCCUUAUUUUGAGUCCAAACCGUCGGCGGCCCAAAGGGCCAAAAAAAUGUUUUUUGGAGACCCCCUCCCCCCCCCCCACCUCUUACCUAAAGGUUUGGAUCCGCCACUGUGAUUGGCACCAAAGGGACUAAUUUUUAUCACCGCUCGCCAGAAAUGAGCAGGGAUAUUGAGGCCAAGAAUAUAAAUGUAGCCCAAUAUCAAACUUUCGAGAAAUAUCUCUUGACCAAUACGUUCUCAGGCUGGUAAAAUGUGCAGUUAGUACAUGAUAAACUGGCCUAACAAUUAAGGUAUGGUGGUUACACAGGGAACCCGAACGCUGUAUUAGCUACAAAAUAAUCUGUUGCUAUUUACCUGUGUUUCCUGAGUCUUUAUUUAUGAGUCGUUUUGGAAGGAAUUUGAAUCAAAUCAAAGACGAUUUAAAAACAUUGCCGGUAUCAAAUGUUUGCUUGUCUGGCGCGUCGUAAAUAGGACACGACAAUUACGUCUCAAGUUUCCAGUAUUGUUAACUCUCCUCGUGCCCGUUAAAUUGAAACUCGCGAUCAUCUCCCAAGGAAAGUAAAUAGUUAACUUGAGACUUAACGGGUGCGUCCUAUGUAUGACGCGCCAGACAAGCAAACGGCUAAUUAAGACUCAGGAAACACAGGUAAAUAACAUUUUAUUAGCUAAUACAGCGUUCGAGUUCCCUGUCGUGGUUACAUCAAAUUUAAUUUAUACUUUUUUUUUUUAUUUUUCGUGAGCAGAGCGACAAAACAUAAGGCGUAAAGAAGGGUUUCGUCGAAAAACCGAAGACUCUCAUGGCGAAGCCUGCGUGGCAGGAGCCGGAUGGUUUUACAGAGCACGCAAGGGGAACAUACGCGCGCACGUCGCGAGUGUGUCCUCGAAAUAGCUGACCUCCAUACCGGCGCCUGCUACGGAGGCUAUACAUAUGGCGCGUCAAUAAAAUAUUCACAGGACAUGUUACGCCACAUUAUUUUGUUUCCGUGAUGGAGACAGUUUACCACUGACUGUGAUCGAAUCAAUUUACCAUCGUUAGUAUUUUCACCACCUUGAUAUCUGUAAAGAAUUUACCUCUGUGAUGGCGGAACACUUAAUUCCACCCUAGUAUCAUCGAGCUACCGUUAUCGAAUAACUUUUUUUCUAGGUAAAACCUAAUAAAAUCGGAAAAAAAAUUGAAUAAAAUGCACGAGUGAAUGAUGACCGCCAUUACUGUCUUGCAAUACUUUUAACCAGCGGUCUUUAUUUGACCACAAGGGUAUAUUUCACAACUCAAUGUGUCCCGCCUUUUGGCCUCUGGUACCAGCGGUUAAAUUCCUCCUGCCCGCCUAUUAACAGGGAAAAGAGGCAUCUGCUAGCAGGAAAAUUUCAUGGCAGACUAAAUUUUAAUUACUCGAACUGAAAUUCUAGCAUUCUCAAAAAAGCUAGACAAACAGCUGGGCGCAGGAUGGCAAGAUGUUGUACCAAGCAUCCGUACAUAUACAACACAACACAGGAAUUAUUUUGUUCACUGACACUAGGCCGACUAAAUCCCUAGCGAAGUACUUUCCCGGUUAACAUCUAUGUAAUGGGAAACCGUUAUAGAUUAAGUUUGUCAUGAUGUGGAAGAUAUUGAUCAGAGUCUAACAUGAAACAAUCACAGCACACUGUCUAAGCGAUAAAACCAAGGGUCUCCAAUAGGUUUUUCAGGAUCGGGAUUUGCUUUUAAUUAGGACUUUCUUCACAGAGAAUGCUUUAACUACACGCAGUAUAUUAUGUAAGGGGAUCCGGAUUCCGGAAUCGGAGAAAUUUUUGCAUGAGGAAUCGAGAAUCCUGGACUUUGGAAUCCGGAAUACAGCAUAAGGAAUCCGGAAUCUAAAUUCCACUGAAAAAGAUCUGGAAACCAGUACCUUGAAUCCGGAAUCCAUGGCGUGGAAUCCAGAAUCCAAGACUGUUUUGGAUUCCCUUACGUGGGGCAAUUUUUCCCUCUUUCUAGGUGCUCUUCGAAUAUUGGAAGGACUAGGCAUCAACCGCAAGAAAUCAAUCUUGCGAGGGGAUGCCGUACCAGAGGGAUUGUUGCUCACGAAAUAGGUAAAUCGAUAUAUAUUCAUAUCAUUUAAUAAGUGACAUUAAUUUGAAAAGGACGUUUUCACCAAAGCAAUUUCUUUUAUCGUUUGUUGCUUCUAAGGGACCUACAUUAGAAGAGAGAUGAGAGUCAGUUGAUUUGGUUAGGCAAGAAUUUUUGUUUUAGUGAUCAUCAGAUUUACCCCCAAUUUCUUUAUGUUCUUAAAAGUCUGUUAUAGAAACCCCAUUCUCCCUUUAACUCUAUGCAAGAAAUUUGUUUCGUCUGAUCUGUCAAGAAGUUCUCUAAAGAAUUUGCUCGAAAACGAUUAAAGUUCAAGUUUUGUUUAAUGUAAAGACUUGUGGACCUCGUUCGUUCUCUAAGUUGAAUCGUAGCAGUACCCCUAUCCAGCCGUAGCUGUUCUGAUAUGUCCGCUGAUAUGGUACCAUACGAUGAGUUUUUAUUUUUUCACUUUGUAGGACAUGCCCUCGGUUUCUUCCACGAACAGUCUCGUGCUGAUAGAGACUCUUUUGUUAGGAUAUUGACACAAAACAUAAGACCAGGUAAGAAUGUAAAUGUCAUACCGUCAUUUUUUAUCGUUUAGUGAUGGUAUAAACACUAAAUAUGGCAAUGCCGAUUAUUCCUAGCAACCCCAUGGACCAGGCAACCCUAAAUUUCUUGGCACCCAGACCAACUAAAUCAUUUACACAGUAAAAAUUAAAGGUGCCGUGCCCAAAACGUUUUUCGUUUCGUACACAGGUAUGAUUAGGCACUACGAACUAUCACAUACCCCCGGGGAUACUCCCUAAAAUGGCCCGUACAUGGAAGCUCCGCCUUUUUCAGGCUUCAGUUAUAUUAAAGGGUAGGGAUUUCUCGCGUUGAACUAUAUGAAAGAGCUAUCUAGCAGAUGCGUUUUAUAGCUGAUAAAAAGUGUAGAAAACGCUCUGGUUUUGUGAGUUACAUGCAGUCAACUCUCUCUUAACGGACACCUCUAUAAGACGGACACCUCUGUAAAACGGACACCUAUAGUUGGUCCCUGCCUUUCUUUUACUCCCUUUAUUUGACUCUCUAUAAGACGGACACCUCUCUAAGACGGACACUUAGUGCCGGUCCCAAAGGUGUCCAUCUUGAAGAGAGUUGACUGUAUUCAUAUUAAAAAGCCGACAGUGAAUUUACAGCAGUUAAAGGGGUGCAAAGUUUUUAUUAUAACUAGGUAUGUGAAAGGGGUACCAUUUGCUAAUGAAAGUUAUGAUAAAGAGGAAUCGAAAAAUGGUUAAAAUUGUCAAAAAUGGUAUCUUGAUGGUAUAUAAAAGGAUGAGGGGUUGGACCUCGGGGUGGAGACUCCCCGCAUAAAACUUUGUUGACCAACCCCCCCCCCCUCCGGUCAAACGCUUUGCAUUGUACUCUUGUACUCCACGGAAGUUACAUACAAUGGAACCUCGAUGAAACAAACCUCUAUGUAACGAAGGCCUCGGUAUAACGAACGAUUUUCUUUACCCCCCAACUGAAUAGUAAAAUGCAUGAAAAAGAAUCUCGAUAUAACGAAACCUCGUUAUAGCAAAAACACUUUGGCAUUCCCUUGACUCUUCGUCAUAUCGAGGUUCCACUGCACUUUUUUUUUUUUAAUCACAUUUUUACAGGUUUCGAAAACAAUUUUCUCAAGUACGACAAUGGUUUUAUUAAUUCCCUUACGAGUCCCUACGAUUAUGGAAGCGUGAUGCACUACGGAGACAAAUAUUUUAGUAAAAAUGGUCAGCCCACGAUUGAAGUUCUAAGGCCUGGGGUAUGUUGC